This is a messenger RNA of Adineta ricciae, 804 nucleotides long. The record is from the annotation of a GenBank genome assembly. NCBI's taxonomy places the organism in Eukaryota, Metazoa, Rotifera, Eurotatoria, Adinetida, Adinetidae.
AUGUUAUUACAUGAAUAUCGAAUAUGCUUACCAUUUACAGUUGAAGAGUACCACACCGGGCAACUUUACAUGAUAUGUAAACAUUGUGAAAUCGAAUCAAGUAAAGACGAGGGUGUCGAAGUCGUUCGCAACGAAGCAAUUACGAAUGAAGACGGUUUAACAGGACAAUUAACAGAAAAACGUUUAUAUUUAUCAAGCCGUCUACCAACUUGGAUUCGUUCUCUCAUUCCUAAUGUAUUUUAUAUAACUGAAAAAGCAAGCAAUUUCUAUCCGUAUACAACAACCGAGUACACCUGUUCAUUUCUACCACGUUUUUCAAUCAUGGUUGAAACACGUUAUGAAAAUAACAAUGGAACAACAGAAAAUUGUCAUCAACUAUCACCAGAAGAAUUAGCAAUACGGAAAAUGGAAUAUUUGGAUAUAGCAUUAGAGAAUGUACCAGAUUACAAGUAUAAAGAAAGUGAAGAUCCAUGUAAAUAUAAAUCUACUAAAACAGGUCGUGGACCAUUGGUGCCUAAUUGGAGAGAAUUUAUGAAACCAAUUAUGUGUGCAUAUAAGAUUGUUCGCGUGCGUUUCGAAGUGUGGGGAUUUCAAACACGAGUAGAAGACUUUACGCAACGUGCUGUUCGUGAUAUUCUAGUUCUUGCACAUCGACAAGCAUUCACAUGGAUGGAUGAAUGGUACGGAAUGACUCUCGAUCAGGUUCGAGAAUAUGAACGGGAAAUGUUCGAUCGAACGAAUAGAAAAGUUCUCCAGACAACUCCAGCGCCAACAACGAAUACGAGCACUACGAAUUUCGAUUAG